CAAUAAUGCAAUAUCAUGUUUCAUAAUAAGAUGUUUUGGGAACUCUCUAAGAUGUAUUUUUGAUAAGUAAUCAACUCCAAGAGGAUUAAAAACAUUAUCAAAAUAAAGGGAAACAUCUUUCUGAUUUUGAAGGCAAUCUAGAUAACAAAACAAGUAAAACCAGGUUAGACCGAUAUUUGGAAAAGUACUAAUGUAUUAUAGAAUAACAUUUUAGAAAGAAAAUAAAUACAAGUAGAGAAUAAUAGUUCCCAAUCAUAAUCAAUUCAAAAUGCUAAUAUAAUAAAAGUGCAACAAAAAUUAAACGAUAGUUAAACAGCCUAUUCAAGUAAGAUGAGUUUACCAAGAGAAAGCUCAGAAAAUGAUGACAAAGAAUAACACUUAAUUGGAGCUGGUCUUUCGCAAUAUAUGUAAUAAUUAUAGUAGUCAAAACUACAAUGUAUUUAUGUGAAUUAGGAAUGCUAAACAGAAGAAUUAAAAUAAUAUUACAAUAUUUAAGGAUAAAAUGAAUUAGUAUUUAAUAUUAGUGAGUCUAAUAACUCUAUGAUAGAUAUAAUUAAAUUAUUGAGCAGUAAACAUAAUUAAUAGAACACUAUUUGUGAACAAAUUCAAUUAAGUCUUCAAAUAUAGAAAGAAUAGUCUUUAAAAAAAGACUUUUUCUGUUAAUUUAAUACUGAAAUCAAACUUAAUUAAUAGAUUGAUAAUUAAUAAAUUAAAUAAAUUUGUCAUUGCAAUUAAAAGAUUAAAAAGCCUCUUUUAAAUGAUUUUGGAUGCUAAUAUGAUGAAUCUCUGAAUUAAGUGAAUAUAAUUCUAAAUAAUGAACAUCCAAAGAAUAUUCGAUCUUUAAGUAGAUGUCUGACGUCAGCUAACCAAAAUAAUAAAAAUAGCUCGCUUAAUAGUGAUGAUUAAAUAACUUUCUUAGAAUAAGGUAUAUAUUUGUUUUAACAAUAUAGAAUUGCAAUUAAGAGAGGAGUUGUUAGAGACAAAGACACGAAUUAUCACUGAUAUGCAAUAAUAAUUAAGUGAGUAUUACAAAUUUUUUAAUAAAGAGAAUAAUAUCGAAUAAGAGAAUGACUAAGAAGAUCAAAGUGUAUAAAAGGAGAGGGUAGAUUGGAAAGUUAAUGAGUUAAAUCGAUAAAUAGAGGAGAAUGUAGAAAUUUAAGAUUAACUAACAUAAAUCAUGUUAAAAUAAAGUGAUGAGAUUUUAGAGUUAAAAAAGGUUUUAGAUGAAACGACUGAAUAGAACUUUUAAUUGAGGGAAGAACAAGAAUAGUUAAUCAUCCAGAUAGUAUAAUACAAAUAGCAAUUGAUCGAAAUUUAAGAAAGCAAAGUUAGAGAAAUUAAUUUAAUCAAUUAAGAUUAUUAAGACAAAUUAUCAAAAUAGAAUAUGAUAAUUGAUGAAUUGUAAUCUCAGAUUAAAACCAUUUAAACUAAUACAAAUGAUAUUCCUUAGUUAUAGAAUACAUUGAAUAAUAUACCAGAACAUCAAAUUGAUGAGUUUGGAUUAGAUUCUUAAUGUACUAAAGAUAACAAUUUGACUGCUCAGAAUGUUCUUAAAAAUAUCAAUAAAAUGACAACAAUGACAGCUGGUUUGAUGUCUAAUAAAUAAGACUACGUUACUCUUGAAGUCUUGGGAAGAAUUGAUUAGAGUAAGAGUCUAACUAUAUUAGAUUAUUAGAAAAAGACAAAUUGA
Paramecium sonneborni is the source of this 1690-nucleotide messenger RNA. NCBI's taxonomy places the organism in Eukaryota, Ciliophora, Oligohymenophorea, Peniculida, Parameciidae. The record is from the annotation of a GenBank genome assembly.